This is a messenger RNA of Triplophysa rosa, 3338 nucleotides long. RefSeq names its product calpain 1 (gene capn1). The coding region runs from base 275 to 2389 and encodes 704 amino acids. The record is from RefSeq and is a predicted model, not a curated record. Gene Ontology annotation, biological process: proteolysis. Gene Ontology annotation, molecular function: calcium ion binding; calcium-dependent cysteine-type endopeptidase activity. Lineage: Eukaryota; Metazoa; Chordata; Actinopteri; Cypriniformes; Nemacheilidae. Gene Ontology annotation, cellular component: cytoplasm. The transcript has 21 exons.
AGUGCGCAGACGCGCCCGGAGCUGCUGGGCGUUUCUGCAGCUGUCGGGGGGUAAUCGGUGGACCGUAUUAAACAACACAAAUUCCAGAUGUUUGAAGGAUCAAACGGUGAUAUUUUCUGCGUAUUGAACUGAUUCAUCAUACAGAGAAGUGAGGCACAAGACACGGACCUUUGGAUCGCACCAUAACCUGCUCACCUAUGAUUAAAUGACAUCCAACAUCAUCUAAACCAGGUCUUUGGUGUCAGUCAGAUCAUAAAAAAACAACACAGGAAAAAUGGAGGCCAUGAUUGCCACAGGAAUGGCCGCCAAACUCCGGAGUCAGUGGGACAGAGAUGAAGGUUUGGGUCAGAAUCACAAUGCCGUGAAGUUCCUGGGACAAGAUUUUGAGUCACUAAGGGGUCAGUGCCUCCAGAACAGGACAUUGUUUGAAGACUCAUUGUUUCCGGCCACUGGAACUUCUCUGGGUUUUAAAGAGUUGGGCCCACAUUCCUCUAAGACGCAUGGUGUGCGAUGGAUGAGACCGACGGAGAUUUGCAUGCGUCCUCAGUUUAUCAUGGAUGGAGCUACUCGUACUGACAUCUGUCAGGGAGCUCUGGGUGACUGUUGGUUGCUGGCGGCCAUCGGGUCUCUGACUCUGAACGAUAACCUCCUGCACCGCGUGGUGCCUCAUGGACAAUGCUUUGACAGAGGCUACGCUGGAAUUUUUCACUUUCAGUUUUGGCAGUUUGGUGAAUGGGUUGACGUGGUGAUUGAUGACCGGUUGCCUGUGAAGGAUGGGAAGCUGUUGUUUGUACACUCCGCAGAAGGCGGAGAGUUCUGGAGCGCACUGCUGGAGAAGGCCUAUGCCAAGCUAAACGGCUGUUAUGAGGCUCUCUCUGGUGGAAGCACAUCUGAGGGGUUUGAAGAUUUUACCGGCGGGGUCACAGAGAUGUACGAGUUGAUAAAAGCGCCGCCUGAUCUCUUCAGCAUCAUUGGCCGGGCCAUCGAGAGAGGCUCACUUCUGGGCUGUUCUAUUGACAUCACCAGUAAGUUUGACAUGGAGGCAGUGACCUUCAAGAAGCUGGUCAAAGGUCAUGCUUACUCUGUGACAGGAGUGGAGGAGGUGCUCUACAGGGGAAACAUGACUAAACUGGUGCGUAUCAGAAACCCCUGGGGUGAAGUGGAGUGGACAGGAGCCUGGAGCGAUGACUCUCGAGAAUGGGACAGUGUGGACAGGUCAGUUAGAGGCAGAUUACAGAACCGCAGUGAGGAUGGAGAGUUCUGGAUGUCGUUCAGUGACUUCCUGCGGGAGUUCACCCGGUUGGAGAUUUGUAAUUUGACAGCAGAUGCUCUGCAGGCAAGUCAGGUGAAAAAAUGGAGCACGUCGCACUAUCACGGGGAGUGGAGGAGGGGCAGCACGGCCGGCGGUUGUAGAAACUUCCCAGCCACAUUCUGGAUCAACCCUCAGUUCAAGUUGACCCUACAGCAUCCUGAUUCUCCCGGCCAAUCAGAGUGCAGCUUCCUGGUGGCGCUGAUGCAGAAAGAUCGCAGGAAGAAGCGAAAAGAAGGAAAAGACAUGGAGACCAUCGGAUUUGCCAUUUACGAGGUUCCGAGAGAGUUUGUGGGUCAAACAGGUGCGCACCUGAAGCGCGAUUUUUUCCUUAGUCACGCGUCCAGCGCCCGCUCGGAACUCUUCAUCAACCUGAGGGAGGUGAGCUCUCGUUGCCGACUGCCGGCGGGCGAGUACAUCAUCGUCCCAUCCACCUUUGAGCCCAACAAAGAUGCCGACUUUGUCCUCCGAGUAUUCUCAGAGAAACCCGCCAACUCCGAAGAAAUGGAUGAUAAAGUCACAGCUGACAUUCCCGAAGAGCAACGUCUGGAUGAGAGUCAAAUUGAUGCUGCCUUUAAGAAUCUCUUCAGACAGUUGGCUGGAGCGGACAUGGAAAUCAAUGUUACAGAGCUGCAAACCAUACUGAACAGAAUUAUCGGCAAACAUAAAGAUUUGAAGACAGACGGCUUUUGUAAGGAGGCCUGCCGUAGCAUGAUCAACCUCAUGGAUACAGAUGGCAGCGGGAAACUCGGACUCACGGAGUUCCAUGUGUUGUGGGAAAAGAUUAAACGUUACCUGUCAAUCUUCAGGGAGCAUGAUCUUGAUAAAUCUGGAACUAUGAGCUCUUAUGAGAUGCGAAAAGCUCUGGACUCAGCAGGAUUUAAGCUCAACAAUCAUCUAUUCCAGCUGAUUAUUAUUCGCUACACAGAAGAAGACCUUACUGUGGAUUUCGACAACUUUGUCACCUGUUUAGUGCGAUUGGAGACCAUGUUCAAGACCUUCAAGACUAUGGACACAGACGGUGAUGGAAUCAUGUCACUCACAUUCUUUCAGUGGAUCUCUUUGACCAUGUUUGCCUGAAAUCGACUCAGAUUCUUGUCAAGUGCCUGCAUCUUUGUCUCCGGUUGGGUUCACAUCCAAAGAUUACCUUCAUUUUUACACUUAUUGUAUUUACUAAGACAUAAAAAUGAUGCUGUUUACAUGCUUAAGCCUAAAAGGUCAUUUCCAAUUAUGAGUAUUUCUAAAGCCAACAGAAAAUCAACAGAACUUUUAAUAAAUUAUUAACUUUUUUAAUAAUUUUUGUUUAACUGGACUGUCAAACAAAACCCUUGGCACACUUUCUGUGCCAAGCCAACCAGCUACUUAUAGCCAAUUUCAAUCAUUCUUGCAGCCCUCUGUCAGCGUUUUGUGAAAUUACCUUGCUCAUUACACAUUUUAUUUUUUCUAUAAAUGUUGCACUGUUAAAGUUGAAAUCAAUUACAGUAGUAGUAGUAGUAGUAGUAGUAAGUCAUUUCUGCAGCACUUUCUAUGCAACGUAAACAGAAUUUGCAAAAAAAAAGCUUAAUUGGUUUACUAUGCAUGUUUCACGCAUGUACUUGAAACUUAUAGAAUGUGUUGAACCGAAUACAUAUGUGCUGUGUUUAAAAUGCUGAAAGGGACUUUUAUUUUGUAUACAUUCCAGUAGUUUAUAUAAGGAAUGGUUCAAGAUGCCCAUUAACUAUAAGGCUGAAAAAAGGUAAAUUAGGGAAUAAAAAAGGUGGAGGAAAUUAUUUGUGUGAUUUUUCUUUUACUCGGUAUUGAUGAUUUUUAAUAAAAAAAGGGAAUCUUUUAGGGCGGUCAAAAGUUUAACUGUAUCCACAAAAAAAGUUUGUGUUUACAUAAUACAAACCCGAUUCCAAAAAAGUUGGGACACUGUACAAAUUGUGAAUAAAAACAGAAUGCAAUGAUGUGGAAGUUUCAAAUUUCAAUAUUUUAUUCAGAAUACAACAUAGAUGACAUAUCAAAUGUUUAAACUGAGAGAAUGUAUCAU